Daldinia loculata is the source of this 1633-nucleotide messenger RNA. RefSeq names its product DUF159-domain-containing protein. The transcript is spliced from 3 exons. Bases 232 to 1437 code for a protein of 401 amino acids. Gene Ontology annotation, molecular function: single-stranded DNA binding. The record is from RefSeq and is a predicted model, not a curated record. Lineage: Eukaryota; Fungi; Ascomycota; Sordariomycetes; Xylariales; Hypoxylaceae. Gene Ontology annotation, biological process: DNA damage response.
UCUCAUUGUUCACAUAAUACUUAACAAGCAGGGGGAAUUGCGAAAGACAGGCAUCACCUGACCGCGUGUUCGAAACGUGAUGCUAAUAGUUCGAUAUCUUCAUACUGUGUUUCGUCAUAGCCAAUUUCAACCUAUUUCUUACACUACACAUAUUGAAAGCUGAUACCAAUCUAACACUUCAUCAUCUUUCUUUCUCUUAAUUAAAGUGUCAGCUAAUAUUAGUUCUAUAAAAUGUGUGGGCGCUAUUCGCUAGCAUUGAGACCAGCACAGAUUCGCGAUCUAUUUCAACAUGAUGGCAUGCCUGUGGAUGAUGCGCCGGAUGAUGAAGGUGAUGCUGCACCAAGGCAAAGUUACAAUUUUGCCCCCGGCUAUCAUGGCGUCGUUUACCGCGCCGAUGUACCAGAUUGGGGUGCCGGUCCUCGAAGACAGCAUGCCAAUUCCUCUGGCGAAGCUGUAAAAGAGCAGCACGCCGAAGAUGGGGAUAGUGAUAUUGCAUCAAACCCCAAGGCUAUAAGCUAUAAGCUGCAAAGCAUGAAAUGGGGGUUGAUCCCUUUCUGGACCAAGCGCAAUCCGGAUUAUGGUUCCACGAUGAAGACAAUCAACUGCCGAGAUGAUUCUCUCGCCCAGAGCGGUGGUAUGUGGAGCACGAUGAAAGCUCGAAAGCGAUGUAUCGUUGUUGCGGAAGGCUUCUACGAAUGGCUGAAGAAGGAUGGGAGUAAAGAGAAGAUCCCGCAUUUUGUUAAGCGGAAGGACGGUAAGCUUAUGUGUUUCGCUGGAUUAUGGGAUGUGGUGCAAUACGAAAAUAGCGAGCAGAAGCUUUACACCUAUACAAUCAUCACUACAGAUUCAAACAAGCAACUCAACUUCCUUCAUGAUCGCAUGCCUGUUAUUCUAGAUAAUGGGUCUGAAGAUAUCCGAACCUGGUUAGACCCUAAGCGAUCCGAGUGGUCGAAAGAGCUGCAGGCUCUGUUGAAACCUUUUGAGGGGGAGUUAGAAGUCUAUCCCGUUAGCAAGGACGUGGGUAAAGUUGGUAACAACUCGCCUAACUUUGUCAUCCCUAUUGACAGCAAGGAGAAUAAGUCUAAUAUCGCGAAUUUCUUCGCCAAGGGUGCCGCAAAGAAGAAUGCAACAGAACAGCAGCCGCAGGUUAAAGUCAAGAAAGAAGAGGGGUUCGUCACUGAAGACUUAACUAAAAUAAAAGAAGAAAACCGGCCUGCAACCGGCUUCAAAAGGGAAGCUGAAGAUGAGUCGGUUGGCAGUGAGCCUCCGAAGAAAGUGGCUAUGACCAUGUCGUCCCUGGCGCCGAAUAAGACACCGUCGCCGCAAAAGGGGGCGAAACAAAAGAUUAGCGCAACCAGUAAUAGAACCAAGAGCCCGAAUAAGGCGAAACAACCUGGUACGCAAAAGAUAACGAAAUUCUUCGCGAAUAGUUCUUGAUGAAGCAGCUUAAGGUAUAUUCGAGACUGGCUAGUGGUGGUCUAUGUAUUAGCGUCACACACUGGCUUUACUCUCCGAUAUCAUGGCGCGUAUGUCACCAUGAACUUGGAUUGAGAUAUACGUCUCAAUGUAUCAAAUAUGCCCUACCUUGGCGAUCCGCCAGCCGCCAGCGCCCUGGUACGAAUUUACACGGGUA